AUGGCAAAAUCAGAGAGGUUAAAAUCCUUUAGGUGUAAACAACCACAGUUGAGGGUUGAUAAAUACAAAUGUCUGCAUGAAAGUCUUAUAAACGAGGAUGUAGAUGCUGCAAGGCUUAGCAAAAAAACCAUUCUUCCCAGUACUUUUACUGGUGGACCUAGGUACAUGAUGAAUAAUUGUAAAGAUGCAUUUGUAAUUUACAUAUAUGCAAGAUAUCCUAACUAUUUUAUCACUAUGACCUGUAACCCUAAAUGGGAUGAGAUAAAAAGAGAAGUGACUCCCAUUGGAUUAAAGACAGAAGAUCGCCCUGAUAUAUUGUGUCGAGUUUUCAAGAUCAAACUUGAUGGCUUGAUUGAUGACCUAAAAGAGAAAAAAAAUUUUGAUGUUUGCACUAUAGAGUUUCAAAAGAGAGUACUUUCGCAUGCGCAUAUCCUUUUAUUCAUGAGUAACAAGUUCAAGCCACAAACACUAGAUGACAUAAACAAACAUAUAACAGCUGAGAUUCCUCAUAAAAAUGAAAUGUCAAAUCUACGUGGAACUGUUCAAAAUUACAUGAAGCCACACAAGCUGUUGAGGAAAUUAGGAAUUACUACGAUUGUAGGUACAUCUCGACAUGUGAGGCAGUCUGGUUUAUUUGGAUAUGAAAUCCAAGAGAAAGAAUCAUUUGUGAUUAGACUUCCAUUCCAUUUGGAGGAUGAGCAACUUAUGGUUUAUAGUGAAACUUCUAAUGUGAAUGAUAUCGUCGAAAGAGCAAUAUCUCAAGUUCAUGUUUUUGGGACGGAUGGCGGCGAACAUGUCAUAUCUCUAUGCUCGAAGUCUGACUUAUGCUGA
Molecule: messenger RNA, 831 nt
Organism: Arachis duranensis
Lineage: Eukaryota; Viridiplantae; Streptophyta; Magnoliopsida; Fabales; Fabaceae
Exons: 3
Coding region: 1-831 (276 amino acids)
Source: RefSeq, a predicted model, not a curated record